Messenger RNA from Leptonychotes weddellii (Weddell seal), 850 nucleotides. Lineage: Eukaryota; Metazoa; Chordata; Mammalia; Carnivora; Phocidae. The record is from RefSeq and is a predicted model, not a curated record.
AUCCUUGCUACUUUGGAUAUGGAAGGUUUGACUAACAGCACCCUUGUUUAUUUUACAUCGGAUCAUGGGGGAUCUUUAGAGGCUCAACUCAGAAACAACCAGUAUGGCGGCUGGAAUGGAAUCUACAAAGGUGGCAAAGGGAUGGGGGGCUGGGAAGGCGGCAUCCGUGUCCCAGGGAUCUUCCGCUGGCCUGGGGUGCUGCCUGCUGGCCAAAUGAUCCACGAGCCCACCAGCCUGAUGGAUGUUUUCCCCACCGUGGUCCAGCUGGGGGGCGGUGAGGUGCCCCAGGACAGGGUGAUUGAUGGCCGGGACCUGCUGCCCUUGCUGCUGGGGACAGCACAGCACUCUGACCACGAGUUCCUGCUGCAUUACUGUGAGAAUUUCCUGCACGCAGUCCGCUGGCUCCAACGGGACGGAGGAAGACUAUGGAAAGUCCACUACACGACCCCAGUGUUCCACCCAGAGGGAGCCAGCGCCUGCUACGGGAGAGGGGUCUGCCCGUGCUCCGGGGACCAAGUGGCCCAUCACAACCCACCUUUGCUCUUCGACCUGUCCAAAGACCCUUCCGAAGCCCACGCCCUCACCCCGGACACGGAGCCCUUGUUCUAUCAGGUGAUGGACACGGUCGCAUGGGCCGUGGAGGAGCAUCGCCAGACGCUCAGCCCGGUUCCUCUGCAGCUGGACACGUGGGGCAACAUCUGGAGACCUUGGCUCCAGCCCUGCUGCGGCCGGUUCCCCCUCUGCUGGUGUGAUUGGGAGGGAGACCCAGAAUCACUGCCUGCCAGGGAGAGCUAGCUCCUUCCCUGAUCCCUGCACUUCUGGUCGAAAUACAACUCCCCGGUGAAGUUCA